Aedes albopictus (Asian tiger mosquito) is the source of this 9986-nucleotide messenger RNA. RefSeq names its product putative leucine-rich repeat-containing protein DDB_G0290503. Bases 305 to 7663 code for a protein of 2452 amino acids. The record is from RefSeq and is a predicted model, not a curated record. Gene Ontology annotation, molecular function: actin filament binding; microfilament motor activity. Lineage: Eukaryota; Metazoa; Arthropoda; Insecta; Diptera; Culicidae. The transcript is spliced from 9 exons. Gene Ontology annotation, cellular component: myosin II complex; cytoplasm; myosin filament.
CGAACGUCUUCGGGGAGCGAGCGAAGAUCGCCAACAAACAACGGCAACAAGCGUCAAAAACUCAAAAACGUCCCGAACCUGAACCUCUGCAGGCACAGCGCAACGGAAAAAGUCUGCCUAGAAUUUUAUGCAGUUUUUGUGAGCAAUAAAACGUUAAAAGUUGCAUCUAUGUGUCGCAAAUCGUGAAAAUUCUUCGUAUUUGGUACGGAAACAGUGCAGUUUGCUAUGAAUGUAGUGUAGUGCGUCAGUGAAUCGAAAUCGAAAAAUUUCCGUUGGCUUCGGUUUGUGCGAGAACGAAACAAACAUGGACGGACUCCGCUGGUCCCGGGUCUUAUUACAAUGGGUGAAAGAUUCCCAUCUCAUACCGUGCGAGUGCGACAGCAUCGAGCAGUGCAGCGUUGAGGAAUUCUAUCGGCAGUUCCGCUCCCGGAUCCAGCAGACGGUGUCCCUUCCGGAAGAGGACAUCAUCAGCUUCCUCAAGGUGCACUUCCCGCACUACGAACUGUACCUAACUGAGACGGGCCAAAUCGCCGCCCCGGAUCACUUCUACAUCUUCUCGCUGCUGCUCUUCUUCUCCUGCGUCCGACAUCCGGAGCGGUUCUUCCAGCAAAUCUGCAACGGAUUCGACAAACCGCAGCAGUAUGCCGUCACGGCGUUUCUCAAAUCGAUGUUGGAAGGCGCCCACCUGCGGAAGGAAAUCGACCGGAUGAUGAUCCGGCGGGCUAUUCAGGACGCCAUGCCGCAAACGAUGUUGCCUCCGGACACGCCGCCGUCCUCGUCGUCCCAGCAGCCCUCCUCGGUGCAACGGGAAUCCGCCCGGCUGAGUUUACCCUCGCGGCUCGCUUCCUCGGUCAGCAGUGGCGGCGACAUGGUGGACGGGAGUCCGCUUCGGUUGGGCCGACAACCGCCGAAAAUUUCCCCUCCCACGCCGAAGACGAUCAUUCUGGACGAGAGGACCAAACAGCUGAAGGAACUGAAGGCGCAACUGGAAGCCGAACGCUACGAGAAGGGUUACCUGGAGGUGCAGCUCAAGCAGCUGCAGGACAAGAACGAGAAGUUCUUGGAGGACAAACGGAAGUACGUGAAGGAAAUCCGUGAGCUGCGCACGGAACUGCAGGCGUGCAAUCUGGAGAACGAGUCGCCGAACAAACAGCGCGGUUUGGACCACAAGGUGGCCCGCAUCGAGCGGCUGCUGGCCGAGAAGGAGGAAGCACUGGAUCGGCUCAAGAUCGAGCUGGAGACGGUGGCCGAGAACAACCGGAAUUCGACCGAGAUGAUCAACUAUCGCAACGUGCAGAUCGUCAAGCUCAAGGACCAAAUCCAGGAGCUGGAGAAUUCCCUAGGUUCGCUGUCGGAGUGCAUCGCCGAGAAGGACGAGGUAAUCAAGUAUCUACGCGAGAACAACGAAGAACUGCAGCGCUUCAUCGACGAGUGCCGCUUCAAGCAGAACGGCCCCCUGCCGGAGAACCUAAACACCUCCUUCGAUGGGAUGAUGGAGCUCAGUUCGGGCGGAAGCAGCAACGGAACCGGAAAGAGCUACAGCAUCACACCGGAAAACAUGGCCCAGGCCGUUGUGGACGUGCAGCUGAAGGAGAAGGAAGCGGAAAAUUGCCUGCUGAAGCGCUCGCUGGAGAUGAUCGAACAGGAGAAGGUCAGAGUGUCCGGUAUGGUCGGGAGCUUCUUCCGGCUGUACGGCGAUGUGGUUGGUGCCUUGCCGUACGGGAGUGCGAAUCCACAGGACGUUGGAUUUGUGGAGAAGAUGAACAUUUUCAAGGCGUGCUAUGAGUCGCUGUUCGUGGAGCUGGGGAAGUUCAAGGAAGCUAAGGAGAUGCUGGAAGCGAAAAGCGACGCGUUGGAGGAAGAUGUGAAAAUGGUAAAAGCGGAACUGCUGGCUCGGACAGAGGUGUUGCAAAAGCUUGAAAGGCACUCGGUAGAUAUCGAGAUGCAGCUGGAGUUGGUGAGGAAGACAGCUAGCGAGUAUCAGCGAAAGAACGCCGCCAUGAACGAAGACUUGAACAGACAGAAACGAGACCUGUUGAAGUUGAUCUCGGAGAAGGACACAUUGAGCCAGCAGAAUCUCACACUGAAUGUGGAAUUCAAUAGCCUGAAGGGUGAGCAUGAAUCGCUCACGACGAAAAUCGACUAUCUGAUGCUGUCACUGAACGAAGACUACGAGGGAAGUGACUUUUCCUCAUGGUUCGACAAGAUGGACGACCUGAAAGAACGUGUGCGGACACUGAAGGAAGACAAGGAUCGUUUAACUGCCAUGAACAUGAAAAUCAUGAUGGAAAAAGUUGCACUGGAAAAGGACGUCAGUGUCGGCGAAAUCAGACUGACGGAGAUGAAGGAACAACAAGCCGAAUCGGAGAAGAAGCUGAGGCGACUAAACGAGCAGUUGCAGGAAAGCGAAAAUUCACUGGCAGAGAAAGACAAUGCAGUCAGCUCGUUGGAAAAAUUGAAGGCCGAUCUCGAGGAGAACAUCCAAGGAUUGUCUGCUGAACUUCUGGAAUCGCAAAGCAAACUGAACGAAAUGUCGGAGGACUUCCAAUCGUGUGAGGAAACUCUUCGAAAUAUCAGGGAUGAGCUGGAAUCUCGUGAUCACGAACUGCUAUGUGCCAAGAACACCAUCGAUGAACUCCAAACCAGCGCGGAAAAACAACAAGAUGAACUCCAACACAUGACACAACUUCAAGAAAAAACUGCAGCCGAACGAGAACAACUGGUUAUUCAUCUUUCAAAGAUUCAGCAGGAUUUGAACAGCGAAAGUGAUAAGCUAGAAGCGACAACAAAGGAACUUGAUGAGGCAAACGAUAAAAAUCGACAACUCACGCAAGUUCGAGACCGUCUUCUAGAGGAAAAGCUUGCAUUGGAAGAAGCACUAUCAGAACAACGCAACGAGUUGAACAAAAGUUGCAAAACGGUUCAAAACUUGGAACUGCAAAUCAAGAACAUGCAGGAAAUGUUUGCCAACGAAACCGAGCAAUCGAAGGAAAUUCAGGAAUCACUAAACGCUCAGAUCAUCGAUCAACGCAAUCAACUGGAUGCGUCACAUAAGGAACAGAACAUCCUGUCAUCAGCAAAUCGUUCUCUCCUGGCGGGUCUCGAGUUGAUUCAACAGAAAAUCAGCCAACUGGAAAGCCAGUAUGUGACCAAAAUCAACCGUCUCGAAGCGAAGCUCGGAGAAUUCGCAGCGCUACUGACGAAACUCUCCGCCUACCAGUUCAAGUUGCGCUUGGAGAAAGCACAACUAGAGGACAACCUCGGCAAGAUGAUACAGGAGUUCGAAGCACUGCAGACGGAAAACGAAAAACUGAUCGAGUCGGAGACGGUGUUGCAGCGGACGAUUCAGGAACUGCAGGCUGAAAAAACGGCCGCAGAGGAACGCAGCAUCGGUUUGGAAGACCAACUCGCCGAAAUGGAAGUGCGACUCGAUAUGAGUGGCAGCAGAAUCAAGGAGCUGGAAGGAAGCUGUGCCGAGCUGGAAGCCGAUAAAACAAGACUACUCGGAGACGGAAGCCAGCGCGAGGCGGAGUUGAGGAAACAGCUCGAAGAAGCAGCGGUUUGCAGUGAGCGAUUGGAACAAGAGAUCAAGCAUAUGAGCAAAUCGCAAUCCGAUCUUCAACUUCUACUCGAUGCCAAGUUGGAACAGUUCAAGUGUGUGUCAGACGAACGUGACGAGAUGGAAGUCAAAUGUGCGCGACUGGAAGUGGAGUUGAAGGAGUUGCAAUCAGAUUUGGAGGAGCAGAAACAACUGACGGCCAGCAACUGUGAGGCGAAGGCUUUGCUUGAAACUCAACUGUUGGCGGUUCGCGAAGAGCUGCUUCAACUAGAAGAAGAAAGAUCUCGUUUAGAGGAAAAUUGUGAGGAGAACCAAGCGGCACUCGAAAAGCACAACAAGGUCAUUUCUCGUCUCACUCGCGAGAAGGAACUACUAGAAGAGAAGGUGCAGGAGCUUACAGCGGUUCUAGCAACCGUGCGACAGACCAAAUCCGAUUUGAAGCAAAAGCUCGAGGAAGAGCAGGAAAAAUCCGACGAAUUGUCCUGUCAGCUGGAGGAUCUGAACUCUAAAAUACUGGCCGUGGCAGAAGAACUCGGACGGGUGAGAGAAGAAAAGGAGGAACUACAGAACCGACUGGGCGUCGUGGAAGUCGAGAAACAGGAACUCGAAGAGAGGGUACAAGAGUUGACGGAGGCGAUAACGCUGGUGGAAGAAGAUCGGGACACGUUGCGCGAAGAGAAAUGCCGACUGGGAGCGGAGGUCGAGCGGGUGGAUCACGAUAAGGGAUCAUUGGACGAGCAGUGUGGAAAGUUGCUGAAGCAGCUGUCGAAGGAACGCGAGGACGCCGCACAGGCGAAAGCCCUGCUAGAGGAAACGACAUGUGUGUUGGGCAAGGAACGUGACGCGCUGCAGGAGAAAUUGAAGGUGAUCGAAAAGGAGAGAAGUGUUUUGAAGGGUAGCGUUGCGGAAUUGGAGGAGACGAAGAAGGGCUUGGAAGCGGUGCUCGGAGAAAAGGGUGUUGUGGAGGGCAAAGUAGUGGAAUUGUCAAAGUUGAUCGAAGAACUGCGCUCGGAGAAAACGGAACUUGAAGUCGAGAAGGCGAGCUUAAGGGAAGAACAGCAGUCUAAUGAGAAGGUGAUCGGCGAAUUGAAGGAAAACAUUUGCGCUCUGGAAGAAACCAAGACACGAUUGCAGGAACAAGUUUCGGCAGGUGAUGAAGCCAGCACUAAACUGCAGCAAGAAUUGGGAGAUUUGUCAAAGGCACUUCAGGUGUCCAAAGAGGAGAUUGAGACAAUGGAGGUCGAGACAAAGAAACUAUCAUCUGAAUUGACUCAGUCGAACGCUGAAAUGGAAUCGCUUAGCGCAGAGCUUGAACAAACUCACAGCCAACUGCAGGAAGUGCAAGAAGCUUUGAAAACGAAAGAGUGUGAAGCUGCAGUGGUGUCUGAAAAACUUCUUGAAAGCGCGAAAGAUUUGGAAUUGGUUCAACAACGGAAGGAGGAAGAGAUUUUGCAAAAGUCGAGGAACAUUGAAAGCAUUCAAGUCGAGCAUCAGGAUGUUAUGAAGCGUUUACAGCAAGCAUUGACUGACAAUUCCGAACUUGGAGCCAAGGUUGAAAACCUGACCACAGAACUGAGUGGUCGUUCGGCGGAGCUGGAUGCAAAAAAGCAAGAGGUUGAAGAGAAGGAACAAAACAUUCGAUCGGCAACCGAGCUGUUGAUUGCUUCGCAAGCCAAGGCGGCUGAACUGAGUUCGACCGUCGAUCAACUCAACGUCGCUAAGGUUUCUCUCGAAACGCAGCUGCAAAAAGUGCAAAACGACUUGGACAGUGAACGAAAGCUCUGCUCAUCGAAGAAGCUGCAAGUGCAAGAACUCAAAGCCAGCCUUGGUGAAAUCAACGAAUCGAAGAAUUGCCUUGAACACGAACUGCAACAACUGGAAGCUGAAAGAUUGAAUGCCGAAUCCGCCAACCAACAGCUCAUCCAGCAAUUAUCCGACUUGAAAUCGCAAGUAGCCAAACAGCAGACCGCUAUCGAUGCGAAGGACACGGAAAUACAUCAACUGACCGAAGGACUGGAAAAGGUCAAACGUAUUCAGUCGCAGCUGGAGGAGAAGGUGACUGAUUUCGAGUCGGUUGUCACCGAGAAGGACGAAAUCGAAGCGCAGUUGGUCGGGCUGCAGCACGAGUUGGAGUUGGUUCGGGAUGAUAAGCGGAAGAUCGAGACCGAGCUGGAGACGGUCAAGGAGGAGAAAGCCGACGUGGACCGACGGUUGAUACAGCAGCUGCAGGACUACGAUACGGUGAACGAAGCUUAUCUGAAUGAACGGGACUGCAACAAGGAGCUUGUGGUGAAGCAGCAGGAGUUGACGGGGAAACUUCAAGAGGUGGUUGAAGAGAAUGCCCGGUUGGUGCAGGGCCAGGAAAGUUCCAAAUCUAUGUUGGCAGCUAAGGAGAAACGGUUGGUGGAACAAGAGAAGCAGGUGGAGAAGUUGAAGCGCGAAAUGGAGAACUUGUUCGGAAAGAAUCAGCAGAUGGAUUCGUUGACGCACGAUUUCAUGCAGCUGAAGGUGGAGAAGUCUGAGUUGGAAGCCGAGAAGGAAGAGCUGAACGAAGCCAUCGAACAGAAGGAGAUCGAGGAGAAGGCGAUGCAGGAGAGUAUGAAUCAUCUGAAAGAGAGUCUGAAGGUGAAACAACAAGAGCUGGACUCGCUUCAUUCGGACGUGGCGACUCUGAAGGAGACGUUGCAUACGAUGAAGAUAGAAAACAGUAAGUUGAAAUCGACGCACGAGUUGCAGCAAACGAAGAUGCUGAACUUGGAACUGAAGAAUAGCGAACAAAGCAAGAAGAUCGAGAAAUUAGAGGAGUCAUUGAAUAAGACUGAGAUCAGCCACCUGGAGGACAACUCGAAGGCAUCUACACUGCUGAAGAAACUGGAAAUGUACAAAGAGUACGAGAUGAAGAUGAAGGAACUGGAAGAGCUGCAUCAGAAGGAACGUGAGAUCAACAAAACCUGCAUGGGGGAUAUUGACAUACUGCGGGCAAAACUGAUCAAGCACCGGCAGAUAACCGAAGACAAAGAACAGGAGUGGAAGCAGGAACGGUUGGCGCUGGAACAGAAGGUUCGGGACGCGCAUAAGGAUGCCGAGGUUAAGAUGAGGGAGACCCGAAUCGAGUACGAAGCCAAACUGGAGAAGAUGAAGGAUAAAAUGAAAUCGUUACUGAACGAUGAACUACAGAAGACCAGAUCCAAGUACGAGAAGGAAUAUCUGGACCUCAAGCAGGAAAUUCAGGAAGAACAGAAAAAGUUCACCAAAAUGGAAAUGAAAGCCGUCAAACUGGAACAGCAGUUAGCCGAUAUGAAGGACUUGCGGAAAGAGUACGAGUUCGUGUCGUCCAGGUUGCGCGUCAUGGAGCAAAUCCAGAAAGAGCGCAAAUCGCUCAUGCCACCGCCCCCAGGAGACCACCUUCGUUCCAACCUCAAGAUGGAGGACGAAGAGGGCGAACUGUUCAACAACACCUACCUGACGGAUCUGAAGUACGGCCGUGGGUCGCCGCCACUUGCCGGCCGCGAGUCGAUCCGGAUGUCGGAAAUUCAGCAGCGUAACUCGAUGGUUCCGCCGCACCUCAAGGACAGCUACAUGGUGCAGUACGUCGAUGGGAACCUGACGGACGACGACAAUCGAGAUCUCGCCGCCGGUAACUUGGACGACAGCAGUACGAGCUUGAUUUCACGUAGGAAACUAGGAGGAACAACCUCCUACAAACGACCGGGACCACCGACCCCGAGCAAGAAAGCUGGUCGCCGCUCGUUCGGUGGAUCGCUACCGACCAGCGACUUCCAGUACAAGGAAAUUCUCAAGGACAGCAGCAAUGGAUCGUCGUCCGCCAGUGGUCCCUUCGGAGGCCGUCUGAGCUUCGGUGGGCGGAAGAGCAACGUGGAGCCAUCGUCGGCGCCAACCGCCGCCGGCAACAGCAGUGGCAGCAUUGCUGAGCUGAACGCCCGCCGGAAGACCCCCGGCAAGUUCAAGCAGAUGAUCAGCUCGUCGAACCUGUUCCACUCGCUGCAACCGCAGCCGAAGGACGAGGUUACUUUGCUCAACAUAAGCUGGCAUUUCGAUGAGCGACGAAAACGGCACUAUGUUGUUACUACGCCUGUAAAGUAGAUUUUUUUAGUUCUGAAAACUUUUUUCAAGUUUUUGCUAACAUUAUACAGUUAUCGUAUUGUAGUUAUCAUGUUUAUAUUUAUUAAUUGUUUAUUGUUUUUGUUAACGUAUAUCUACGUUAUAUACCUACUGAAAAAAUAAGAAAAUGAAUUACUUUUCAAUCCAGUGAAAUUGUUUAGUAAUCCUCGGAUAAACCCAAAAACUUUAUUACAAUUAUUGGAGGAAACCCUGGAGGCACUCCUAAACAAAUUGUUGAACAAAUCCUUUGAAGAAUUUCCAGAGGAAUUUUUGAAGGAAUCCCUCAAUAAGUCUCCGAUAAAGUCCAUGGAAGAAUUAAUAGGAAUCUCUGAAGGAAUACCUUGCAGGAACUCUUUGGGACAUCCUUCAAGUAAUUCAUAAAUGCAUACCUGGGGAAUUCCUGAACGAGUUCAUGGAUGAAUUCCUGAAGGAUUUCUUGGAGAAACUUUAGCAGGAAUUCUCUUUAAGAAACUUUGGCUCGGAAUACGUUGACGAACGUUGGGAGUUUGAACACGAAUAAGUUGGUAAAAAAAGGGUUAAGUAUACUGUUCAUUUUAAUUCCACUAAGAAUUUGCAUCCUUUGACGGAUACGUAUUUCGACCUCAACUGUAAGAUCGUCUUCAGUGCCUCGUACUUGACUCGACUCGACUUGCUUGGCUUCCUGCUUGUCCGAUCUGCCAUAAAGACUACUCCGUUUUCUGUAGCUGCAUUCGCUUCAUUAUCCCAUUCCUGCCUACAGUAUCUCUUGGUAUGGCCACGUUUUCCGCAUUUGUGCAUCUCCUUUGAAACUUCUUGGCAUCGAGGGCUUGAGCUUGAUCCAAUCUAUCUGCCAACAGACGGAUACAGUUCCGUUUGUUUUAUCUCUUCAGGCAGUAUUCCGAGGGCGGUCACCAACGGAUCAAAUGAAUCGGGUAGAGUCUGGAACAAGGAAAUUACCGCAUCCGCUUCAUCAAUCUUAGUACCGGCUGUCUUCAAUAUCUUCGAUGAUAUCCUCGAAUACCAGCAGAUGGACUUGCACGGACUUCCCUUCCUCCAGCUUCAAGCGCUUCAACUGCUUCCGCAGUAGAUUUUGAGUUGUCUUGUUCUACAGCAACUUCCAGGAGAUUCUCCGUCAAAGUCUUAAGCACUCCAACAGAAUCCAGGAACAUUUUCACCGUGUUACUCUAAUUUUGGAAGCCUUGUCCACCAUCGAAUUGAGGUAUUCCGAGCGUCGAUUCACCUAUUGAGGACCCAUAACCUUUUGAGGAACGAUGGCUCGGAAAACGUUGACGAACGUAGGGAACAAACGUUUGAACACGAACAAGUUGGCUUUAUUUGUAAAAUACGUCUGUACAACUUAAGGGUUGGAUUGGGAUCAAAGAGCUUGAAAAAAAAUAACAACGACCGGUAACCAGGUAUUCAGGGGUGUAUCCAGGUUGAACUAGCAAGUGCGAUUGUCUACUAUGCUGACACUUCUGAAAGAUUCCCUGGAGAAAUUCUUGAUGAAAUCCCUGGGUGCAUUUCUGGACAACUCCCUAGAAGAAUUCAUACAUAAAUCGCUAAUAGAAACGAUGCAAAAGUCCGUUGAGGAAUUUCGAAAAGAAUUCGGAGAGGAAUUUCUGAAAGAAUUCCGAGAGGAAUUCCUGAAGCAAUCCAGAAGAAUUUCCUGGAGUAGUUCGGAAGGAAUUCCUGAGAGAAUUUCAUGAUAAAUUUCUAAAAGAAUAACAGGAGAGAUUCCUGAAGAAAUCCUAGAAUGAAUCUCAGGAGGAGUUCCUGUAGAAAUCUUAGAAGGAAUUCCUAAAGGAAUUACAGGAAGGAGCAAUUCUUAAAGGAAUCCCUGGAGGAAUUCCUAGAGGACUUCCUGGAGAAAUUCUCGAAGGAAUCCCACCAGAAAUUCCUGCAGAAGGCCCAGGAGAAUUUCUUAAAGGAAUCCCUAGAGGAAUUCCUGAAGGAAUCCGAGCAGGUAUUCCUGAAGGAUCGCAAGAGAAAUUCCUAGCUAUUCUUGUAGGAAUGCUAUGAAGAAUUCCUGAAAGAAUCCCAGAAGAAAUUCCUGAAGAAAUCCCAGAAAGAAUUUCCGAAGAAAUCAUUGAAGGAAUCGUAGGAGAAAUACCUCAAAGAAUCGCAAAAUAAUUCCUGAAGGAUGGAAUCCCAGGAGGAAUUCCAGGAAGGAAUCCCAGGAGGAAUUCCUGGAAGGAAUCCCAGCAGAAAUUCCUGGAAGGAAUCCCAGCAGAAAUUCCUGGAAGGAAUCCCAGGAGGAAUUCCUGGAAGGAAUCCCAGGAGGAAUUCCUGGAAGGAAUCCCAGGAGUAAUUCCUGGAAGCAAUCCCA